GGGCCGCCUCCCGCGCCCCAGGACGAGAAGGAACAGGGCCGUGAGGAGGAGAAGGAGCGGGGCAGCGAGGCGGGCUGCGAGGAGCCGCUGGAGUACCCCGGCGACGGCUGCCGGGACCUGCCGCCGCCGCCCGCCCCGGACAUCAAUCAGCUGCCACCUUCGAUCCUCCUCAAGAUAUUUUCCAACUUGUCUCUGAAUGAGCGUUGCCUCUCAGUGUCAUUAGUCUGUAAAUAUUGGCGUGAUCUCUGUUUAGAUUUUCAGUUUUGGAAGCAACUGGACCUCAGUAGUCGUCAGCAGGUCACUGAUGAGCUGUUGGAAAAAAUAGCAUCAAGAAGCCAGAAUAUUACUGAAAUCAAUAUUUCUGAUUGUCGCAAUGUAUCUGAUACAGGAGUAUGCAUAUUAGCAAUUAAAUGUCCUGGGCUUCUAAGGUAUACUGCCUACAGAUGUAAACAGCUUUCUGACACCUCUAUUAUUGCAGUUGCCUCUCAGUGUCCUCUUCUACAGAAAGUGCAUGUGGGCAAUCAAGACAGACUCACUGAUGAAGGCCUGAAGGAGCUCGGUUCAAAAUGCAGGGAAUUGAAAGACAUACAUUUUGGGCAAUGUUACAAGAUCUCAGAUGAAGGAAUGAUCAUCAUAGCUAAAGGCUGUCUGAAGCUGCAAAGAAUAUAUAUGCAAGAAAACAAAUUAGUGACAGAUCAGUCGGUGAAAGCUUUUGCUGAACAUUGCCCUGAGCUGCAGUAUGUUGGUUUCAUGGGCUGCUCUGUUACUUCAAAAGGAGUCAUUCACCUUACCAAUCUAAGAAAUCUUUCGAGCUUGGAUCUACGUCAUAUCACAGAACUGGACAAUGAAACCGUGAUGGAAAUAGUAAAGAGAUGCAAAAACCUUAAUUCUCUCAAUCUGUGUCUGAACUGGAUCAUUAAUGACAGAUGUGUGGAGGUGAUUGCCAGAGAAGGACGGAACCUGAAAGAGCUGUAUUUAGUAUCCUGUAAGAUCACAGACUACGCUCUGAUAGCCAUUGGGAGGUACAGCAUGACAAUAGAGACGGUGGAUGUUGGAUGGUGCAAAGAGAUCACCGAUCGUGGAGCCACCCAGAUUGCUCAGCGCAGCAAAUCCCUCAGAUACUUGGGACUGAUGAGAUGUGAUCAGGUGAACGAGGCCACGGUGGAGCAGCUGGUGCAGCAAUAUCCACAUAUAACUUUCAGCACUGUGCUGCAGGAUUGCAAGAGAACGCUGGAGCGGGCUUAUCAAAUGGGCUGGACACCCAAUAUGUCUUCUGGCUCCUAACCUUCUGUACCAACAUGUUCCACUCUGCUGCAUUCAGUAGAUCUAAUGGGGAUUGAAGGGUUUAUAACCUUUCAUAUGAUGCAAUAUAGUUGUGAGUUUACAGAGGUUACAGUAAAAUGGCAAAAGCUGUACACUGACUUUAAUGUACUGUACAACUGAGUACAAAUAUUGAAGCAAAACUUUAGAAAUGCGUUGUGAUUUUGUUUGCAUAAAAGAUAUAAAAGCCUUUGGCAAAUUUCUUGAAGUGGAUUCCUACUAGUUCUCUGGAUAGUUGAGUUAUAGAUGUUAAGCUUGUUUUCCUCUGUUUACUUUGCCUUGGUCAUGUGUGUUUCCUUUGAUCUGUAAAUGGUAACUCAGUGCACCAGUGCAGCUGAACAACAGAGUCCUGUGUUGAAACUGGGAACUACCUUGUCACUUUUUAUUUACUAAAGUUUUUCAGAUACUUAACUAAAGUUUUUAAGAUACAGACAAUUUACAGAUGUAAAUCAUCUACAGUGAUUUACCAUUUUUUCAUCUUUUUUUUCUUUUAAUAUAAGAAGCUGUUGUGAUAUUAAAAAUCUUUCCACCUUGACAUUUUAAUAACAAGUAACAGUGCUUACCAGCUACACUUCAUGAAGACAAAGAAUAACUCAAUACACCAACUCUCAGAAAUAAGUUGGUGAUGCUUAUUGUAUUUGGCUGAAAAAAUUUACUGUCUAUUGUAAAUGAACUUGUCUUUUCUGACUAUGCUGUUCUGUGGAUGAAUUGGAAAAUUCAGAUGAAUGGGUGUAAGUCAAUAACAGGAUCUCUCUCAUUUUCUGUGUGGUUUUAUUUUAGAAUGGAUCUUACAAUGCAAAUAGUACUUACCUUGAGAAGGCCACUAAACAUGAGCUCCAUCAUAGGUGUCAAAUGCUUCUUAAUACAGUGUGUGCAAGGAAAUACCCAAAUUUAACACAUAAAAUGAUUAAUUUUCUUUGUGGGACCGUUAUGGCUUAACCCCAAAUCACAACCAAGUACCAAACAGCCUCUCCAUUCACUCUCACACAUUGCAUUCUAAGGAGUUAAAUUUUAGCAGGGAAUUGUGAAAAUACAGACAUUGCAGCUUCAAUUUGGAGUUGCCUUAACCUUUAGAGUAUUACCACUUGGUUAAGAAUGUUGUCAGGUGUGUAACACUGGAUAUUUGUUUUUCAAAGGUUACAGCAUUUUAAUCCAAACUAUGAAAUGCUUAAGCUUCAGCUGAAAUGUUGUCAUUAUUGUCAAAAUGUUUUGCUAAUCCAGAAGGCCUAAUGCAGCAUAACAUAGAAGCUUGUUUAGUAUGGCUGUAUAACUCUGUAAAGCUCUUUGUUGAUUUCCAUAGCAUAAUUUUUUACAACAGAAACAUAAGCUCACGUUACUUCCCGUGAGGAUGUUGAAUGUUUUAUUAUUAGACUUUUCAAAAUGGGGAUGAACUAAUUUCUGUGGAAAAAAAUAUAUCGUAAAGAUUUUGUUUAAAAUAAGUGGUAAAUACUUGUGAACAUGUGUAAUGCUAUGCUGUUUAUUUACUCAAAAAUGGCAACAAUAUUUUAAGGAUGAAGUCAGUGAAUUAUAUUACAGAAAUAGUACAGAAUCUUAGUCAAUUUUCUUUUAAUGUCUCUUUAUGAGUGCAUUAAAACUAUUUACACAAUUUGUAAGUUUCUAUUUUUUUGUGAGACCUUUGA
Molecule: messenger RNA, 2960 nt
Organism: Ficedula albicollis (Collared flycatcher)
Lineage: Eukaryota; Metazoa; Chordata; Aves; Passeriformes; Muscicapidae
Gene: FBXL17
Product: F-box and leucine-rich repeat protein 17
Exons: 9
Biological process (GO): SCF-dependent proteasomal ubiquitin-dependent protein catabolic process
Cellular component (GO): SCF ubiquitin ligase complex
Molecular function (GO): protein binding
Source: RefSeq, a predicted model, not a curated record